Messenger RNA from Xenia sp. Carnegie-2017, 1521 nucleotides. RefSeq names its product THAP domain-containing protein 1-like. NCBI's taxonomy places the organism in Eukaryota, Metazoa, Cnidaria, Anthozoa, Malacalcyonacea, Xeniidae. The transcript is spliced from 3 exons. The coding region runs from base 215 to 706 and encodes 163 amino acids. Gene Ontology annotation, molecular function: sequence-specific DNA binding. The record is from RefSeq and is a predicted model, not a curated record.
AUAAUACAAAUGCCGUUUACAGAAUUUGAAUAACUUUUUUCGUUUUUGAGUUAUCUUUCGGCAAAGAUGCGAAUAAAACCUGAAUUUCAACGUUUUGUAAAAAAUGUCGAGAGCUCUAAUCCGUGGCAUGGGACUUACUUGUGACGUCAUUUAAGGAACACAGACUGACUACCAAAACAACUUACACUGUUUAUGCAUGUAAACAAACACAAAAAUGCCAGAUCGAUGUGUAGUUUUUGGUUGUUCUAACGUAGCCAGUUCGGAGAAAGGCAUUUCACUUCAUCGCAUACCAUUUUUUAACGACGAAAGAAGCGAAGCUAAGCGUAGGAGAAAGCGAUGGGUCAACUUUGUGAAAGCUACUCGCGAUAAGUGGGUCCCCACAAAGAAUUCCGCAGUUUGCUCGGAACACUUCACAAAAGAUUCGUUUUCUCGGCAAUUCGGCUCGUUUUUUGAAUCAGAAUGUAAUUUUACACCUCAACUCAUUCGAGACGAAUUCGGAAUCGUUGCUUACCCGAGCAUUUAUCCUCGAAAAGAUGACGAUGAACUUACAACAAGAGAUCGCAGAAUGAUGAAAAGAAAGUGGAUUUCUGAUUAUAUAAGAGAGGUUGGAUCAGAAAAUAUUCCCAGUACAAGUAGCAAACGUCAAGAGCAAAUAGAAGAAACAACUUUUGAUGAGCCUGUAUUAGAGAAGGAAGUAGCCGUGUAAUGUGAAUUACAAUGCCAAAAUUGUUUAAAACUUGAGAAAGAGAAACGUCGUUACAGGAACUUAUGGCUUGGGGCAAAGUAUAAGCUUCAGUGUAGCGGAACUUAUGCAAGCAGUUCUAAUAUGGAUAUGCUUGCAGUGGGUAAGUGUUUUUUAAGAUAAUACGCCUGUUAAUUUUAUUUCAUGUAUUAUUCUAGGUCAAGAGAAGAUUUGCCAACGUAAUAGGAUCAGCCAUGUUUAAUAACCUCAAUUUCUACAAUACUACCAACUAAGCUUGCAUGCACCCCUGGAAAAUUAUUGAAGUUAAUUACUAGGAAAUAUGGACUUAAUCAACCUUGUGUAGCUGCGCGUUCCAACCAUUUGUACUGGAGUGUUACAUCAACACUACUGUGAAGGUACCACAGGAUUCAUCCUGACAAUCAUCCUGACAUUCAUCCUUACAUUCACCACAGGAUUCACCACAACAUUCAAAAUUAGCAUAAAGUGUGAAGUUGACACCACAUUCAAUUUAGUACUAUUAAAUAACAUCAGUUUCAGAAACAAAAUAGAAAAAACCGUAUUUUUUGCUACAAAAAAGCAAAAGAUGCACACGUGUUUGGUGCCGUUGUAAAGACCAAGUUAUUUAGACAAGGAUUAUACUAUUUUUAUUUUGGUCGAAAGUCUUGGAGCAAAUCUACAGCCUUUUAAAGACUACUUCCGCUUUUGUCUCUUUACGUUAAAUAAUUGCGCGAUGUUUACAAUGCAUAAAUGUUGACAUCUAUGGUUUUGGACUAGUUAACACGCUGCAAUAUACUCGUAUUUGGUAUCAGAUUAAAGAU